ACAUGAAUGUGAUCCGUGUGGGUGGAGCUGAGGGUUCAGACCUGCUGCACCAGCUCCCAGUCUGUGAUCAGAGUUGGUCCAAAGGAUGCAGCAGGAAACACUCGUGUGGAAUAAGAAAUGUGGACCUCAGUGUAUUUUCCUACAUUUUUCUUUUUUUUUCCUUAUGACUUGAAGAAUCUGAUUUUUCCAGUGAGCUUCCUUCUUUGAAAACAUUUUUUCAAUUAAGCAGACGCGCAUGUGGAUGCUUUGUUUUAKUUUAUUAUUAAUAUUAAUAGCUAUUCCUGAUGAUGGGAAGGGUUAAUCCCGCUGACGGCCGCCUGGUUGUCUUGCUGGUUGGAGUAAGCCUGACCGCGUUCUGCUUCACUCGUUUUUCCUGAGGGGGAAAAGAAAAGAAAAAACUUCCCCUAAAAAGUUCUCUUUAUGGCGCAAAAUGACAGAGUCUAAUUUGAGUAAUGGCAGCAACUAUGGGCUGGAUUUCGACGCGCUCAACGACUCCGUCCUGGACCAGAACGUCACGGCGUGCAGGAACUUCACCAUCAUGGACCCGCAGGUUGUCGGGGUCGGGAUCUUCCUGUCCGCCUUCAUCCUGGUGGCGUUCGCCGGGAACAUCCUGGUCAUCCUGUCCGUGGUGUGCAACAAACACCUGCAGAACAUCACCAACUUCUUCAUCGUCAACUUGGCCAUGGCGGACCUGCUGCUGAGCGUCAUCGUGCUGCCCUUCUCCGCCUCCCUGGAGGUUCUGGGCUGCUGGGCGUUCGGCCGGGUGUUCUGCAACAUCUGGGCAGCUGUGGACGUGCUCUGCUGCACCGCCUCCAUCCUCAGCCUCUGCAUCAUCUCCAUCGACCGCUACAUCGGGGUGAAGUACUGUCUCAAGUACCCCAGCAUCAUGACGGAGAGGAGAGCGGCGGCCAUCCUGGUGCUGGUGUGGGUCUCCUCCGUGGUGAUCUCCGUGGGACCCCUGCUGGGUUGGAAGGAACCCCCGCCMGUGGACGACAGCAUCUGCAGCAUCACGGAGGAGCCCGGCUACGCGCUCUUCUCCUCUCUCUUCUCCUUUUACCUGCCGCUCAUGGUCAUCCUGAUCAUGUACUUCAGGGUGUACGUGGUCGCCCGCAGGACCACCAGGAGCCUGGAGGCAGGGGUCAAGCGGGAGAGGGACAAGUCUGUGGAGGUGGUGCUGCGCAUCCACUGCCGCAGCGUGCUGGAGGACGCGCGCACCGCCAGCUCCAAGAGCAGCAAGAACCACCCGUUCCGAAGUUCCCUCUCCGUGCGYCUCAUGAAGUUCUCCAGGGAGAAAAAGGCGGCGAAAACUCUCGCCAUCGUGGUGGGGAUGUUCAUCCUCUGCUGGCUGCCCUUUUUCUUCUUUCUACCUUUAGGCUCCUUGUUUCCGUCACUGAAACCAUCCGAAACUGUGUUGAAGGUGGUCUUUUGGCUGGGAUACUUCAACAGCUGCAUCAACCCAAUUAUCUACCCCUGCUCCAGCAAAGAGUUCCACCGGGCUUUCACUCGAAUCCUCAGGUGCCAGUGUCACCAGAAACGGAGGGUCCUUCGUCGCUUCUAUGACCAGAGGUGGCGKACAGCAGUGAAGGGAAAGGCGAGGGAUCAGAGGGGUGACUACAGCGCUGGCUUCGCUGUGCAUGAAUCCUCUGGCAGCUCUUUGUUACAUAAAAGGAAACGGUGCUCGCUAGGUCUGAAGAGAUGGAGCUUCCUUCCACCGCUGCAAAAGUCCUCCUUUCAGUUCAAAGAAAAAGUGAACAACCUGUCAAACAAAAUCAAAGUGGGGACAGGAAAAGUCACCCCGCCUGCACUGGGAAGGACCGAUACAGUAGACACAGUCUCUAUGGGGAUUUACAACUCGUGCGAGUCAGGCAGUUUUCAGUUCUAUGAUCUGGCAGACUGUUACGGCCUGAAAGAGACUGACAUUUAGAGGGCCCYCGGGGAGUCUUUAAUUUAUUUUCAAAGGCCCAUACUGGACCAAACUGCAAGAAAAACUGUGAAAGAUGGGUGAGUUUGUGUUCGACAAAUCUAUUUAAAAAAGAUGAAAGCUGAGAAAAAAAAAAAGACUUGAUUCCAGCCCAAACUGGAGUUCAUUCCUCAUGACUGUUGUGUUUCUCUAACUCAAAUGACCUACAGCCACAUUACAAAGGAAGAUAYGACAAAAUACUGACCGAUGCACCAACUGUGCAUUAAGGCAAAAUAUUUCAACACAGACCCAGAUCAUUCUUAGAGUUAACAUGUAUUUUGUUUAAUUAUAAAGUGGACAACCUCCUUGUUUUUAAUUAUUAGCCAGCUGRCAGUGUGUGAAGACAACUGUGACUUGUUUGAUAUUUGUUGACAAAAAAAAUCACUGAGAGAGAUGAAUCAUAAGUGCAAUUUUUAUUUUUUUUAUCACUAGGAAUUCCAAACUGUACAAUAUAAAAAAAAUGUAUGUUUAUGUCUGCAAAAUUUUCUGUUCUGACAAGACUUUGUAAAGCAAAGAAGCUGUGUUCAUUCUGUUGGAUUUGUGAUCUAACCUGGUAUGUACCAAAGUGUAGUUUGCAGUGUCCAGUGAGCACAAAUGUGAAAUGAAUGUGCUUUUUUGAUAUGUUUUUGAUGUCAAAUUUAUGUCAGAUGKAUAGAAAAAUAAAAAGAGGAAAAUUAAGUUGGGAA
This is a messenger RNA of Austrofundulus limnaeus, 2646 nucleotides long. RefSeq names its product adrenoceptor alpha 1D (gene adra1d). Gene Ontology annotation, cellular component: plasma membrane. Gene Ontology annotation, molecular function: alpha1-adrenergic receptor activity. The record is from RefSeq and is a predicted model, not a curated record. Bases 431 to 1924 code for a protein of 497 amino acids. Gene Ontology annotation, biological process: cell-cell signaling; positive regulation of vasoconstriction; adenylate cyclase-activating adrenergic receptor signaling pathway. NCBI's taxonomy places the organism in Eukaryota, Metazoa, Chordata, Actinopteri, Cyprinodontiformes, Rivulidae. The transcript has 2 exons.